Messenger RNA from Anthostomella pinea, 1854 nucleotides. Lineage: Eukaryota; Fungi; Ascomycota; Sordariomycetes; Xylariales; Xylariaceae. The record is from the annotation of a GenBank genome assembly.
AUGAGUUCGUCUGUGUACUUCAAGUUCAAGUCCCAGAAGGAGCCCUCGCGGGUGGAAUUCGACGGCACCGGCAUCUCGGUCUUCGAGCUCAAGCGUGACAUCAUCAUCAAGAGCGGCUUAGGCGAUGGCACUGACUUCGACCUCGCCAUCUACUCCGAGGACGGUAGUGAAGAGUACGAUGACGAUACUGCCAUCAUUCCCCGAUCAACUACUGUCGUCGCGCGACGCCUGCCACCCCAGAAGCAAGGAGCAGGUCGCGCUGCUCGAUAUGUAUCAGGCAAAAUGCCUGCAAAUGCGAAGAACCAUGGCCGAAGAGAGCACGUCUCCAAGACUGUCAAGCCUGCCACGACCGGCCUUGCCCAGAUGAGCAAGGCGCUGACCGAGGAGGAGAAGAUGAUGGCCAUGUUCCAGGCGCAAUCAGACCAGUGGAAUGCUCAGCAGGAAGAGAUGUCGCAUCAAUCCGCUGUGUACAAACCCGGCGCAAAGAAACCGGCGAAUGUACCCGACCACGAACCUCCAAAUGGGUACAUCUGCUACCGGUGUGGCCAGAAGGGACAUUGGAUCCAAGUCUGCCCUACGAACGACAACCCCGAGUUCGACAACCGACCCCGCGUCAAGCGCACCACAGGCAUACCCCGCUCGUUCCUGAAGACUGUGGACAAGUCAGCUAUGCAACAGACCGGUGCAGAUGGCGAGGAACUGAAGCCUCCGUCCGGUGUCAUGGUUAACGCAGACGGUGAUUUUGUGAUCGCAGAGCCUGACAAGGCGUCGUGGGAACAGUACCAGGCAAAGACAAAGUCAUCCGCAGCCGCUCAGAAAGCAGCUACUGCUGGAGACAAGGAACUUGAGGAGAGAGGCUUGCUGUGCUCCAUCGACAGCCGGAUGUUCAUAGAACCAAUGAAGACACCGUGUUGUGAGAAGACGUAUUGCAAUGACUGCAUCACCAAUGCUCUCAUUGAGAGCGACUUCGUCUGCCCUGGUUGCCAGACAGAUGGUGUGCUCAUUGAUGACCUGAAGGCAGACGACGAAGCAUCUAUCAAGAUGGGUGAUUUUCUCAAGGACAAGGAGGCCGCCAAAUCAAAGGAGCGAUCACAAAGUCCACCUGCAGCCAAGGCUCUGUCACGCUCUCCGACGGUGAAGGAAGAGACGCAAGUCGAAACAACAAAGGACGAGUCAUCAGCACCUGAGAAGACCAAGUCUCCUUCGCCACCUUUGUCAAGCACCAAGUCGCUACCCGCUACAGAUGGAAGAAGGAAUUCGGCAACUCCUAGCUCUACGACUAGUCCUACUGAGGCCCCGAAGCUACAAGAGACGAACUCGAAGAAGCGACGGGCGGAGGAAUUGAUGGAAAACCCCAAGAUACCCAAGGGCCCGAAGGCUAUGCGAAACGCACAAGCCAACCAAGGAAUGCCGAACAUGAUGCAACAAGGCAUGAAUGGCAUGCCCAUUAUGCCAGGGAUGAUGCCCAACAUGAUGCAUUUCCCCAUGAACGGUUUCGCUCCGCCCAACAUGAACAUGGCGAUGAUGAUGAACAUGAAUCCCAUGAUGAACCCCAUGAUGGGCAUGAAUGGCAUGAAUGGCGGAUGCAACCCGGCAGCCUUCCAGGGCAUGAACGGCAUGUUCGGAGGCAACAUGGGCAUGAACGGUGGUGGAAUGGGCAACAUGGGUGGAAAUAACCCGAAUGCCGGAGGAAUGAACGGAUUCAACAACCAGCAGCAAGCCCGCGGGCCCAACUUCGGCAACGGCGCCAACGGCGUCAACGAAGACGACGCCUACUUCCGCAAGCCGGUCAAUCCCGGACGCCACCAGAACCGCCAGCGCAGAGUCCGGCCCAGCGACUACCGGGAGCUAUGA